AUGUCUCUGAUGAAGAAAGAGAUUUUGAUACUCCUUGUUGUUUGUAAUAUUUUGCAAUUCGUCCCAUGUUUAGCUAUGCGUCCACCCUUCAUAUAUGUUCAAACUUCAAAUGAUUCUUCUAAAAAUUCAAGAUUGGAACCCAAGUUUGUAAAUCCUCUCAGCUGGGGUGCAGUUGCAAGAUUGAAUAAUUCACCUAAAUUAAAAAAUCCCGUUCCAUAUGUUAUUUUUUAUCAAACCAACACUGAAGAGUGUUACAACAGAACCCACUGUUCUGAAAUAGUAUCAAGAAUUCAUAAAACGAGAAUGAAGCUGAUGAAUGAUAAUCUCCAAUACAAUUUUCUUGUUGGUGGAGAUGGACUUGUUUACGUGGCCCGCGACUGGGAUACCACCAGUGGAGUUACUAAUGGGUAUAACGGUAGAAGUAUUGGAAUAGGCUUAAUCGGGAAUUAUUUUUCAAAGGUAGUACCUGAUGCUCUAAUUCGCAAUGCAAUCAAACUAAUUGAGUUUGGUACUAAAAAUGGUAAAAUAAACGAAGAUGCUCAUUAUAUUAGCAUCCCUCCAAUGGCUUUUAUUGUCGAAUAUGUUGAUGAAGUAAUGCAGAAGUUUAUGGAUAAAUUCGAUUAUUCUUAUUCAUAA
Molecule: messenger RNA, 636 nt
Organism: Cotesia congregata
Lineage: Eukaryota; Metazoa; Arthropoda; Insecta; Hymenoptera; Braconidae
Source: the annotation of a GenBank genome assembly